This is a messenger RNA of Candoia aspera, 1423 nucleotides long. RefSeq names its product C-signal-like. NCBI's taxonomy places the organism in Eukaryota, Metazoa, Chordata, Lepidosauria, Squamata, Candoiidae. Gene Ontology annotation, cellular component: cytoplasm. Gene Ontology annotation, molecular function: oxidoreductase activity. The coding region runs from base 582 to 1358 and encodes 258 amino acids. The record is from RefSeq and is a predicted model, not a curated record. The transcript has 6 exons.
UUCUGAAUACAAUGGCAAUAGUUUGAAUAUGGUGUGCAGCUUGAAAGAUCAAAUAGAUACCUGUUUCAUUUGGUUUCUUUAAUUAAUGUAUACUUGUUCCCUGGAUUUCCUGAAGAGCAUGACUGAAAUAACAGCCUUGCAGUUGUUUUCCAUUCAAAUCAGCAUUGAGUGAAUAAGAAUGAUCAGCAGGCUAUGAGCCUCCCUCUGUUGACAUGUGCUCAGCCCCAGGUUUUAGAAAGAAUGUUGGUGGCAAGUUCACCAGUUGCUGUACCAGGCUCUUCAGCCUUCCUCUUUCCCACUCAACCUACCUGGGGAAGAAAAGUCCAAAGACAAACUAAUUUCUAAGUGGAGCAUUCCAGCAGAGAUGGAAAGGCCUGAUAGGUGUGGAUCCCCUUGUUGAUCGGACUACUCUUUUGGCUAAAGCAAUCACUGUCGCUAUCCCCAAUAUGUAGAUGAAGUUUAUUAGAAGUUCUAAAGGUGGGUGUUGCCUGUUCCUUAUAAUUGUGCCUCUUAAAACAAGAAGCAGCAUUUGAAGCAAACUUUCAAGCAGGUUGGAAGCAGAAGCUGCAGGUCCCAGAGAGAUGGCAAAGGCAGCCGACUUCUCCGUUUUCAGCGUUUUGGUGACAGGAUCUGAUCGGGGGAUUGGCCUCGGUCUGGUGAAGAGGUUUCUGGAACUGCCCUGUCCACCCGAAUGGGUCUUUGCUACAACUCUUGAUCUGGAGAGAGAAGAAACCAAGGAGGUAAAAGAGUUGGCAGGCAAGCAUCCAAACCUGGUCUUGUUGCAACUAGAUGUCACUGUUCUUGAGAGCAUCCAGGCAGCUCUAAAAGAAGUGGAAAAGUGUGUUGAAGAAGCUGGGCUGACCCUCCUCAUCAACAAUGCUGGUCAUUGGUUCUUUGAAAAUCUAGAAAAUGAAAAUGCCAAGGAUAUGAGGACUCUAUAUUCAGUCAACACAAUUGGGCCUCUGCAAAUGAGUCAGGCCUUUCUGCCCCUGUUGAAGAAGGCAGCCCAGAGAAGUCCAAGGCAAGGGCUGAGCUGCAGCAAGGCCGCCAUUAUCAAUAUAUCCAGUGCCCUUGGCUCAGUGGAGGUUGUGCUUAUUUGGGAGAAAGCACAGGCAGUUUCAUACCGCUGCAGUAAGGCUGCUUUAAACAUGCUCACCAAGUGCCAGUCGCUUGAGUAUCCAGCCAAUGGGAUUCUGAGUGUCUGCAUCCAUCCAGGCUUGGUAAAUACACAUCGCAACCCAUAUCCGGAAAUCACCGUGGAAGAGAGCUCGAAAGGUAUCGUGACUGUGCUGUCCAUGCUUUCCGAAGAGGACAACGGGACCUUUCUGGAUUGGUUGGGUUGUCGAGUUCCCUGGUGAUCAUCUGUCCCACCCUAAUGCCAUUGGCACUUAAUACACUGAGAGGCGAUGGAGCCUCCAAUAAA